Molecule: messenger RNA, 5536 nt
Organism: Ceratitis capitata (Mediterranean fruit fly)
Lineage: Eukaryota; Metazoa; Arthropoda; Insecta; Diptera; Tephritidae
Gene: Tm1
Product: tropomyosin-2
Exons: 8
Coding region: 1898-5245 (1115 amino acids)
Biological process (GO): actin filament organization; muscle contraction
Cellular component (GO): actin filament
Molecular function (GO): actin filament binding
Source: RefSeq, a predicted model, not a curated record
UAUAGGGCGGGCGUGCGCUCUGUUAACUCAACUACACGAUCACAGUGGGGUCGAUGGGUUGAUGGUUGACGGUCAUGAAUUUUUAGUGUACUGUAGUCAGCUAGUCAAGCGGAAAAUUCAAAAGAGACGCAAGAGAGUGGGAGAAUACUGCGAGUCGUUAGAAAGUUUACCGUACAUACACGCACAUAUGUAUAUAUGCAGCUAAUAAAAAAAGUUUCCAACUCUACCUCAACAACACUCAAUUAAUAGAUCACUGGGAGUGUACUAGUGCGCUCAGAUGUUAGCAACGAGUCAUAGUAGGGGGUGGUUUUCUAUGAGUCAAGCAAAUUGUUCAUAUGCAUACAUAUGUAUAUACACACUUAUGUGUAUAGAAAUUGUAGAGAGCGCGAUAGACUGCUGAGCGUUCGCUGAUCAUAUGGAGCAGCAGGAGUAAUUAAGCGUAUGACGGUCAAACUUACAGCUAUACAAACUCGUAUACAACAAACACUGUACAUACAUACAUAUGUAUAUACAAAUUAUAUACCAACCGACUUGCCACUAGCAGCACACUAAGCAGCAACAGAGGUAAUAGCUGAGCAGCAGUUAGAAGAAGCAACAGCAGAAAUUAAAUCAUCGCAGAAGUGAGGCGAAAGAUGCCGCAUAAUUAAAUUGUAGAGUCAUAUACUCACAUUAUUUAUUCAAAAGUGUGUUGCAGCACCGAUUUUCAAGGAACAAUAUUCAAUUCAAUAAAUGUAAUUAAUGUAAUAAAUCAUAAAAGAAAACUCUAUUUUUAUUUAAUGCAAGUUAAAUAAAAUUUCAGAGUGCAAAUUUAACUGACUAACUUGGUGUAUUUGCAAAAAAAGAAAAAUACAAAACGUCAAAUACAAGGCAAUGGAAAUAUGAAAAUACGGUAAAGGAAUAAGUGAGUGGAGCGCAACGGAUUUUGUGAGAAUUGCAGAUAUUAUCGAAAACUUGCACAUAACCGGAAACAUAGAUACAUAUGUAUGUAUGUAUAUAGCGAAAUGUUUCAUGCGUUCAAAGUUGUAGAGAAACAAAUCUACGGUUACCAAAUCACGCAAACUUUUUUGUAAACGGGUGUGAUUUUUACGUCAGUAUCAGUAUCGUUAAUACCAUUGCAUAUAAUAUACAUAUGUACAUACGUACAUUGAUAUGUAUGAACAAGCACAAGGGUAAAAUGGUGUGAUCAUACUACAAUAAUUCUACCAAACUAAUUUGCAAACAAUCAAUUUUAAUGAUACGGAACAUUGUGAUAUUUCGAGCUUAAUGCCACUUUUGUACUUGCAUGAUUCUGUAAAAAAUAUUUGCUGGAAAGUAAUUAAGCCUAUAUUGAGUGAGGCGAAUAAAGCAAGCCGAUGAAAUAGUGAGAUAAAGAGAAAGUGUACGCACUAAACAUACAUAUAUACAUACGUUAAUAUUGUAAUGAAAAUCAAAAAAUACAUAUAAAAACAGCGAAAAAUAUAUGCAUGUAUGUAUGUGCAUAUGUGUAAACAAUGCUUGUGGACAGAAAACAAAGCAUACUAAGUAGAUUAAUUAAGAAAACAUAAUAAAGCAGCAGCCAAUAUUUAUGGAGUAAAUAUAUGCAAUAGAAAACAAGCUAAGCAGCCCAUAAACAAGAUACACAUUUAUUUGCGGCGAUUAUCAUUUCGUUAUCAACUUGAUGGCAUACGAAAUUAAGAGCAACAAAGAAAGCCCUAGUGACUGUUAAGAACAGACCGUUACAAAGAAAUCACAAGCAAUAUCAUAUCCUCAAUCAAUAUUAACGGUUUAGUAUUUCAAUAAAAUAAUUUACCGUAUUACAAACUUGCUUACAUACAUAUAUGAACUUACAUUUACUGAUUUGCCUGUAUUUUUUGAGCGCAAAUUCGGAAAACGAUUACUUACAGCGAGCAAACUCAUUAUGAUUCAGAGAACAUUGUGCGAUCAACAAAAAAAUUCAAAUACAUGGCAAAUAGUGAGUUACAGUAAGAGACCACAAUUAAAAAAUCAUCUCAAAGCAAAAGGUGGAGGUGAUAGUAAUACGGAGAAAACAAAUGCGCAAGUUAAAAAUAAAAAUCUAAAUAGUAAAUCUGUAGCAAAAGCUACAGCAGUGCUAUUGAACAAUCAGUUCUCAAGGACGAAGACAACAUCAAAUCAAAAAUUGAAUUUGGCACAGUGUGUUAACGCUGUCGAUAAACAAAAAACACCAGCAGCAGUACCCACUGUUGACAAAAAAAUAAAAACAAAAACUAAAAUUACACCAGCAACAGUUGGCAACGUACCAAAUCAACAACAACAACACAAACAACAACCUUCACAACUGUAUCACCGGCAGGAAUCGCCCUUAUUGCAUGUACGUCGCCGACGUGCAAAUCAAGAAAUCCGACAAAUAAAGCGUGCUCACCGCCACCUAUUGACGAGUGGCGGUUGCGAUUGGCAGCACCGCCAAGCGAACAAUAGCCCAACGGUAGGUGUGGCAACCUUGCACAAGCAAAACGUCAAGUGUCAAGCGAAGUGUUGCAAUUGCGGUAGUCAUACGAACAGCUGUCGCUGUUCAGCGACAAAGAAGAAACAACAACAGCAACAGCAAAAGUGUCAUCAAGCGCAACAACAAAACAAGCAGCAGCAACAUAAAAGAAAAUCGCAAAAUUUAGUGAAAAAUGCCCACAGUGGCGGAGGAGCAGGUAGUAGUAGCAUUGGAAAAUCAAAACAGCAGAAAGGUAAACAACCAAUUGGUGUUAAACCAGUUGGUACAAAAAAAUCUAUAGUACCGUAUGCCGAGUCAGUUAUUUCAUCGCGUUGGGAUUCAAUUGAGGAGCAAUUAAAUAAUUUGGAUAAACUACUGUAUUACUGUGAAGACGAAGAAGAUGCCUGUUGUGCCUGGAAUUGCAAUAUAAACAAAGCUUACAUUUUUAACGGUAAACGGGCCAGAUCAGAAGAAAUAUUUUACGAAGGUGACGUAGACGACGAUUACGAGAGUGACUGGAGUAUUGAGUGGAGUGAUUCCGAUAUGUCUGCUCAUGAAAAAAGUAUUGAAGAUGCAGACAUGCAAUCCACUACAAGUGGUGCUGGUUCUGCAUCGACUACAACAUCACCUGUGGCACCUACCUCACAUAGGCGACGGGGACAUCAACAUCAUCCGCGGUUUACAGGUACGCGUCGCCCAAAUAUACCAAAUGUUCAAGAAAUACUCGCUGCACUCUACCGUGGCGAUUCACAAAGUGUACUCACCAAUUUACGUGAAGCAGCCCAAGCUGUACAAGAAGAAAGAAGUGUACCCAUUGGAGGUGAAGGAGGGGUUAGUGAUGUAGAGACCGUAUCUUCCACUAUGGAAGACUCACUGUAUACAGAUGAACCGGACGAAGAGAUGGAUUUACAACUCACAAAAUCAUCUUUGUUAAACUUGCCUUUAACCGAUUCGGUAACUACAUCGAUGGGCAGCAACAGUCCAACUCCCACGGAUGACAGUAGUAUGGUAGACGAAGGCGUUGUAAGCGCACAAACACCAACCAGUACUACAACUACCGAAGGUACAACUCCUAGAUCACAAAAAAGUAAAACUAAACGUGAUAAAGGCGAGAAAUUAGAACGUUCAGAGAAAAAGAAAAAGGCUAAAAAGGAUAAAAACAAGCGCACAUCAACUUGUUUAGAUGCAGAUGGCAAUAUGACAAGUUCAUGUGAAGCGAACACAGCUGCAGAUGAAGGUAUUGCGAUUGAUGAUGACGACGUGCAAGCGGCUGAGUGGGCAAAACUGCGCUGUACUAGUGAAGCUGCAGAAAUCGUAGCAGAGCGUGAAGCGCGUCGUAACAAAGGUCGUUGUGCAGAUUAUCCUGGCCUAGCGUUUGGGCGUUCCAUAUUCAGCUCCGAUACUAUGAUGAAGUUCAACAUCAUACGCAAUGAAUUGCAUAACAUCAUGAAAACGCAACUUAAACGGGCCGAAUCAGAAGUAGCUGCAUUGAACCGUCGCAUUCAAUUGCUCGAAGAAGACUUGGAACGUUCAGAGGAACGUUUGGGAUCAGCCACAGCCAAGCUUUCGGAAGCUUCCCAAGCUGCCGAUGAGAGCGAACGGAUACGAAAAGCGCUUGAAAAUCGUACAAAUAUGGAAGAUGACAGAGUAGCCAUAUUGGAAACUCAGUUAGCGCAGGCAAAAUUAAUUGCCGAAGAGGCCGAUAAAAAAUACGAAGAGGUUGCUAGAAAGUUGGUCCUUAUGGAACAGGACUUGGAACGUUCCGAAGAAAAAGUUGAACUUAGCGAAAGCAAAAUUGUGGAACUUGAGGAAGAACUCCGCGUUGUUGGUAACAACUUGAAAUCCCUUGAAGUAUCAGAGGAGAAGGCCACGCAAAAAGAGGAAACUUUCGAGGGUCAGAUUAGACUUUUGGAUCAUCAGUUGAGAGAGGCUGAAGCCCGUGCUGAAUUCGCUGAACGUUCCGUUCAAAAAUUGCAGAAGGAAGUCGACAGGCUCGAAGAUGAUUUAAUUGUUGAAAAAGAGCGUUACUGCCUCAUCGGCGACAGUCUUGACUUGGCCUUCUUGGAUCUAAUACCCGGACUUGAGCCAUUCUGGACACCGCGUAAUCCCAAACCGCCAACACCGAAACUACCAACGCCGACACCGGAAGAAAUUGCCGCAGCUGAAGCUGCUAAAGCGGAAGCAGAAGCAGCAGCGGCUGCGGAGGCGGCAGCUGCUGAAGCAGCUGAAGCCGGCGGCGAAGGUGCCGCAGCAGAGGGUGCGGAAAGAAGAGUUUCCGGCGUGCCAGGCGCCGAAGCGGCUGCAGCUGAGCCAGAACCAGUUAAGGAACCAACACCACCACCACCACCACCACCACCAUUUGAAUACUCCAUCGAUUUGCCGCCAGAAGGUGCUGAAGUGCCGUUUGUUAAGAACUAUGAACCACCACCACCGGGUGCAGAACCAGCAGAGGGUGAAGCUGCACCACCAGCCGAAGGUGCUCCAGCUGCAACUGAAGGCGCACCUCCAGCGGAUGCGGCUGCUGCUGCGCCACCAGCUGAAGGUGAUGCAGCGCCACCGCCCGCAGAAGCUGCACCAACAGAUGCGGCAGCAGCGCCACCAGCUGAAGCUGCCCCGCCUUCCGAUGCGGCUCCAGCACCAGCGGCUGAGGGCGCACCAGCUGCUGAGGCUGCACCUGCUGCAGAGGCAGCGCCAGCCGCUGAUGCUGCGCCACCAGCAGAAGCUGCUCCCGCACCGGCUGCAGAAGCCCCACCAGCACCAGCGGAAGCUGCUCCACCAGCAGAACCUGCGCCAACCGCAUAAGUAUGGUUGUGUGGUCAAACAAAACCCGAAAAGACUAUUUUAUAUACAUAUAUGAAGAAAUUCCUGUAAAAGCACCUCGACUACAUAGAGAACCUCUUCUAUGGGCGUGUAAAUCACAUAGGCGAUAAACACAGCCACUACAUAAAGCUGCCAGUUUUAGUUGUUUGCAUGAACGCGUUUAGUUUAGAGGAUCCAUUAUAAAAAAUUAAAAACAAAAACAAAAAAAAUAAAAACCGAUCAUAUACGCUUUAGAAACCUACUUACUUAUUUAACUUAUUUAAUUUAAAACAA